Maudiozyma barnettii is the source of this 714-nucleotide messenger RNA. RefSeq lists its product as uncharacterized. The coding region runs from base 1 to 714 and encodes 237 amino acids. NCBI's taxonomy places the organism in Eukaryota, Fungi, Ascomycota, Saccharomycetes, Saccharomycetales, Saccharomycetaceae. The record is from RefSeq and is a predicted model, not a curated record. The transcript has a single exon.
AUGAAUUUGUUGUUACUUGUGAACUUCUUUAUUUUUGCUCUCUAUUUUGUAAAUGGUUCAAAUAAUAUUAUUUCAAACACAAACCAAGUGGUUAAAACUCCAACGGACGCUUUCUAUGAUAUUGUAAAUGUUUUUAAGGAAGUUCGUAAGAUUCAAAAGCAUGCAUAUAUGGACGACCUAUUUGCAUUGAGAAAGGAAACUGACUUUGAUGAAGAAUGUAAAGAAAUUCUAUCUGAUAUUAUAUCUACAAGGGAUCGGGUGACUAACCUAAAGAGUGGAAAGAAAAAGAAAAGUCGUUUAAGAACCAAAACAUUAGAGAAAUGUGUGGAAACAUAUAUAAAUCAUCAAAUUCAUGAUGUCAAUAAUUCAAACAAGGAUAAGUUAGCAAAAACUUUAUAUGCCCUGAGAGCGCAAGAAGUAACUAUGUCCAUGGUUACCGAAAGAAAUCUUUGGAGUAUUCUAAAACAUAUUAAAUUUAAACUUGAAGAAUAUGGUUUGGUAGAAAAGCGAAGUGAAAAAGAAUUAGAAGCUUUUCCAACAGAACAAGAUGGGGUACAUAGUGCGAACACAUUGCUCUUUUUGGUUAAAGGUAUGUUUGGGUUGGGAAUUUGUGUAGUUUUUGGUUCGGCCAUUUGUUUAACAGCGAUGGGAUCACUAAUUUCAAUUCAAAUAAUUUUAUGGAUGUUAAUUUUAGUCAAGUACCUAGCAAGAUAG